UUUUUUGUAAAGUUGGAACCGUGCUAAGACCGCCAUGAUGUACCUGGUGUGUGUGAAACAGCCUCUGCGGAGCCAUUGGUUCUUGUUACUAUAGUGACGCAGCGAGCUUUUACUACCGCGAGCUGCAGCUUAGCAUCUCUGCUCAGGGACAGCAGGAGUCCGCGAGCCUUCUACCAUGGAGCGCUGCGUUUAUUCACCAUAAGGUUACCGUCCCGCGGUAGGUCCAACAUGAUGACCUACCAGAUGCCUACCGCCAAAGCUUUCAUAUCAAAGGGCAGCCUGAGCUACGGCCGCGCUACUCCCGGAUACCCGGCGUACAGCGGCUUCGGGAUGGGAGCCGGCGGAGGACGCGCCGCGGUCAGACCGUGUCAGAUACGGAGAUUCCCUUUAUUGCGGCCUCUUAACAGGACCCGGAACGACAAUGCCUUAGUGAGCAGCUUCAUAAUUAACGGGACACCAAACUUACCUAAAAAGGACAGAGCGGUGUCCAAGAACGUUGACCAAGGGAACGACAUCUUUGGGAGGCACUUUCUGUUUGAGAAAACAUGUGCAAAGUUGGAGGGGAACAGACCUGUGAUUCCUCCACUGCCCAGAGACAGAGAUGAGCAUCGACCUGUUAGACUGCACUCCUUCAGCCUCUCCACGGAGCUUCCCAGCCUCCCUUCAGGGAGACCUUUCACCCUGGGUUCUCCUAGAAGCUACAAGGUGAACGCCAGUCCCACCGUGCUCUUUCCCUCCACUUUUGUCCUAAAUGGCAAGAACACUUUCUCAGUGGAAAGCUGCAAGCUCAGCAGGCCCAAGGUGCAUUAUCCAACCUACAACCCAGUGACUGUUAAAGACAAUCAGAAAAGCCAGUCCUAUCCAGACCCAGUGGUCGGAGCCCCCCGCUCUUUCGUCCACCGGAUUUCCGAGCUCUCCUCCUUGGAGGGGGAGACGGUGAGACAGGAGAAGCUCAAGAAAAUCAGGAAAUCUAGAAAAUCUCCGUCCUGACAAUCACCUCCUUCCGAGUCGCGGCGGCCCAGGAUUAAAACGGUUGAGUCUGUGCCAACAGCUGAACAAAAUCAAACUCUUAGGGCGCCAUAUUCAUUUCACUGGCUUGUUCUGAUGGCGUGCUUGUCUUCGGUGAUACUGUUUGGCUGCUUAACGUGGCUGCUUCUUACCUUUUGGGGCUCCUGACUGUCCUUCAGUGAUGACAUGUAGUUUUAACUCAGUCCUCUCAAAGACAACGGUUCCUGAUGAUGACUUUUAAGCAGAUAACUUGUAGACCCUUAUUUGUCAGUAGUUUUCCCCUCCACACCACCUGCAUGGAAACAUGUUUUAUUCAUUUCUUUAAUGGUUUGUAACGGCCAUGAAGCAUCGCUGCCACGUUUCUCUCUGUAUGCUGUGGAUGCUGUCUAACUUGAGUCUCAAAAUACCCCAGUGUUACUGAAAUAUUUGUUUUGUUUACUAAGUGAAAUAUAUUGGCAUAGUCUAGCUGAAACUCUUGUGCCUUGUUGAAUGUCUUCCUGAAAUGAAAUAAAUUUAUUUUUGUUAUUCCAAA
Messenger RNA from Fundulus heteroclitus (mummichog), 1540 nucleotides. RefSeq lists its product as uncharacterized. The record is from RefSeq and is a predicted model, not a curated record. Lineage: Eukaryota; Metazoa; Chordata; Actinopteri; Cyprinodontiformes; Fundulidae. The coding region runs from base 229 to 990 and encodes 253 amino acids. The transcript is spliced from 7 exons.